Messenger RNA from Bemisia tabaci, 1568 nucleotides. The record is from RefSeq and is a predicted model, not a curated record. NCBI's taxonomy places the organism in Eukaryota, Metazoa, Arthropoda, Insecta, Hemiptera, Aleyrodidae.
UUACCUCCCCCCCCCUCUUCACUCUGGCAAUUACCGCUGUUUUUAGUGAAUGAAACGUGAAUGCAAUGAUUUCAUCGGUGAUAUUUCGAGCAAAAGUUUAUGUUAAGUUAAUUUAAAACACAUGGAAAAAAAAUGGAAACACUGAUUUGCAUGUUCAGGGAGUAGUGAGAUUUCACAUAUGAAACAUAGCUCUGAAAAAUCGACGAAAACUAUUCGGCGCGGGGCCAAACGACUCUGUGCAACAAAAAUCCGCCGUCAAUGACAUGAAUCGAAUGUUUUUCAUCAAUUACCUCUUCUGAUGGGCUUAACCCACCGUAAAGUGAAGAUUUUGUGUUUUUACGCAUGCCCUCUUCUGUGAGAAGAGACAGCGGGAACGGUGACAGCUCAUAUGACAAAAACGUUGCAAGUUCCUCAUCCGACUUUUUAGCAAUGCAAAUUCUUCGGUAAAUCAAAUGAGGAUCGACAGGAAUAAUAUCAUCUUGAAAAUAUACGGCUGACUUGGCUCCUUGGCUCCUGGCUUCGAAUCAGCUCUGGUGGUGGGUGAAGACAUAGAUUUGCUGGUGUUGCUAAUUGCGCAUAGCAAAGAGGUACCAAAUGUAUUUUUCAUGAAGACAGCUAGGGGUAAUAAGCCCCAAGUCUUGUACAACCGAGAAAGUGUUGGCGAUUAAAUAAUUUCGGAUAAUAUUCGUUUAAUUCACGCUUUCACUGGGAGUGAUACUACCUCGGGAAUUUUUAAUCAAGGAAAAGUCAAAUUAUUGAAUAUUUUAAAAAAAAAUCACGAUUUAAUCAAAUCUGCAGAGGAAUUUAAUGACUCGAAAUCAACACGUGAAAUCAUUUCUGCUGCAGGCCAGAGGUUGUUUCUUGCACUUUACGGCCAGAAAGACAUUGAGAAAGUUUCUCUAAAUAGGUACAGAUACGGCUGCUUUAUAAAAUAUUCAUUUCAAAAUAAACAGAAUCUUGGGUCUUUGCAGCAGGCUGCAGCAGAGCAUGCAUUCCAAACUUAUUUGCAGGUCCAGGAGUGGCAGGGUGAGAAAAAGGAUCCCUGCAAUUGGGGCUGGAAAGCCACCAAAAAUGGGCUAACGCCUAUAACAACUUUGGAUCCACCAGCUCCCGAAAAUAUUUUAAAGCUAAUUGCCUGCAAGUGCAAGAAAGGUUGCCGCAAGACUUGUGGGUGCCGUAAAAAUGGCUUACGAUGCACCAUUCUCUGUCAGAUGUGCAAUCAAUCCUGCGAUAAUUUUCAAAUGGAAGAUACCCUACAAGGAGAGGAAGAGGAAGGGGACGUCGAUGAACCGGAAAUUAUGACAUUCUUAGAUGAUAAUCAGGAUUGUGAAUCUGGCUCAUCUACGCCAUCAACGCCAGUACCUGGUCAAAAAUCUGAAACAGACAGUGAGUAUGACGAAAGUAACAUGGAAAUUGAAGAACCAGCGACAAGGGUACUGCGCUCAAGCAAAGCAGUGCAACGUAUUGAUUCGGAAACAUCCAAUCAAAAAAACAAGAACUCAGAUGAGUCAGAUGUGCCACAAACUGAUCUAACGAAAAUUCCGGGACCAUCUACAAUGCGCUGUAGA